GGGCCGCAGCACAGCGAGGACGGCCGGAGCUCAGGAGCCUCUGCAUCAGCACCAAGUCAUCCACACUCUGGUGGGCUUCUCCAUCUCCACCCUGCAGGCUCCCAGGACCAGAUGCGCCGCAUCCAACGACCUCCCCCAUCGGGAGAUCCGCUCUGCAGAGGCUGCAGCAGGGAAAGUUUCAGUGGACGGGUUUUUGCAGAUGUCCAGCUCUGAGCUGCAGGACAUGAUGAGACGCCUGGGCUCCAACUCAGAGGAUCGUUCUCGCUUUACUGCCGCCCUCUCCUGUCUAAAGAGUGCUAAUGAAACAGGAGAUGACUUGAGGCCUGACUCAGGCUCCUGCAGCUCUGAGCCCCCAAAGGACAGUGAUGCCUUCACCCGCAUUCACCCCCCCUCCAGCUAUGAUCGCCCUCCCACUCCCCUGCAGCCCACCAACACCCAUGGCCGCUCUGUCUCCAUAUCAGUGGUGCCUUGUUCAAAUGACCAGAGACCUUACAUAUCAGCUGAGGAAAUGACUGACGCCUUCAGCCAGGAGCCAAGCACCCUCACAGCCACCCAAGCCUCAAAGACACGCAGUGACAAGCCCUCCCUCACACCUCCGCCGCCUUCCCGCAAACUGCUGCAGCUCCUUCCCAACAUUGCACUGACAAGAAGCAAGAGUCAUGAGUCACAGCUGGCCAACCGCAUUGAGGAGCCAGCUACACUCAAGGCCUGUAAGAAGAACAAAGUGUUGGCUGCUAUUCACAUAAAUGGCUGUGGGAACAGUCCCGAGGACUCAGCACUGCGGUCACCGCUGCUGUCUGUCCGAACACCCGGCCCUGUCCCAGCUUCUGCCCCAUACAUGAUGCCAGCCAACCCCACCCUGCUGGACAAUGUGACAAUGCACAGGAGUUCCCCUCAGACACUGAGGAGAGACAUUGGCCUGGCGGUAACGCACAGGUUUUCAACCAAGUCCUGGCUCUCCCAGAUGUGCCAAGUGUGUCACAAGAGCAUGAUGUUUGGUGUCAAGUGCAAACACUGCAAGUUAAAGUGCCACAACAAGUGUACCAAAGAUGCUCCCUCGUGCCGGAUAUCCUUUCUAACACUGCCAAGGAUUCGCAGGGCAGAAUCAGUGCCAUCAGAUAUCAAUAAUCGGAUUGAUCGCACAGCAGAAAUCCCACUGCAGUUUGGCACUUUACCAAAGGCAGUAACCAAAAGGGAGGAGCCCACUUUAAACCACCUGGACUCCAGCAGUAACCCAUCAUCAGCCACCUCCUCUGCACCUUCCUCCCCAGCACAUUUUCAGCAGAGUAACCCCCCGAGUGUCAGCGCCACCCCCCAACCCAACCCGUCACCACCGGGCUCCCGGGACAACCGCUUCCACUUCCCAGAUGUUCCUGCUUCCACAAAUACUGCUGUUCAACACUCUGGCAGCCACCAUGAGCCUGGUGUGUCACAGGUGGCCAUUGUUGAGACACAGCUAACGUCAGCGGAACAAGGAGGGGAGGAAGAGGCAGAGGAAGAGUACCCAGCUGAGGCUGAGGAAGCAGCUGACCAGUGCAGAAGAAAAAAGAGCACUGAGGAGUGUGAUGAGGAUGGGCUGGAGGACCUGCCUUCUUCCAUAUAUUGUCGUGGGACCGUUGGCCGCUGGAGGGGUCCAAUCUCCCGUAAGGUCAGCCAGACCAGUGUGUACCUGCAGGAGUGGGACAUUCCAUUUGAGCAGCUGCAGCUGGGAGAGCUUAUUGGCAAGGGUCGCUGGGGGAAGGUGCAUAAGGGGCGCUGGCACGGUGAAGUGGCCAUCCGCCUCAUGGAGAUUGACGGCAACAACCAGGAUCACCUGAAGCUCUUUAAGAAGGAGGUGAUGAACUACCGGCAGACCAGGCAUGAGAAUGUUGUCCUGUUCAUGGGCGCCUGCAUGGCUCCGCCCCACCUCGCCAUCAUCACCAGUUUCUGUAAAGGUUUGACUCUGUACUCUGUUGUAAGAGAAAGAGGUCACAUGUUAGACGUCAAUAAAACCAGACAGAUAGCACAGGAUAUUGUAAAGGGAAUGGGUUAUCUGCAUGCCAAAGGCAUCAUUCACAAGGAUCUGAAGUCGAAGAACGUGUUUUAUGACACAAACAAGGUGGUCAUUACAGACUUUGGCCUGUUUGGGAUGUCUGGAGUGGUACAAGAAGGCAGGAGGAAGAACAUGUUGCGGAUACCUCAGGGCUGGAUCUGCUAUUUGGCUCCAGAGAUUGUCCAAAAACUGAGCCCAGACGUAGAAGAGGACCAGCUUCCUUUCUCCAAAGCUGCUGAUGUUUAUGCAUUUGGCACAAUCUGGUAUGAGCUGCAGGUCGGAGACUGGCCAAUCACCAACCAGCCUGUGGAAGCUAAAAUCUGGCUAGUGGGCAGCAAUGAGGGCAUAAAGAAAGUGCUGGCCGAUGCCAACCUAGGCAAGGAGGUUAUGGAGAUCCUGUCUGCCUGCUGGUCAACCGAAGCAGACAACAGGCUGACCUUCCCCCAGCUGGCAGGCAUGCUGGAGAGACUCCCCAAACUGAACCGCAGGUUGUCCCACCCUGGACACUUCUAGAAGACAACUGAGCACAUAUCUUAGAAAGAGAAGGUAUAUUCAUGGGUGAACCAGCCUACAUCAUUCACACCCACAUUCAAAAAGGGAGUUUAUGUCAUUUUAUUUCAUUGAUAAACUUCUGCCAAAAUCUGCAUAUGCACAUCAUGCAAGCAGAAAUGACCUGGACCUAAAAGGAACCAAUACACCAUCAAUCAAAUGGAAAAUGUUGUAAAUACGAUUUUGUAAAGAAAUGUGAAUACAGUGAAUAUGUCCUGUUGAGUAUCAACUAAUUAAAUUACCUUAUAAAUGUGAGUACUAUUUUGUAUUUUGAAAAGUCUAGACUCACAUUUUGCUGUACCUAAGAUGGUGUUUUAGUUGCUGCUCCCUUUAUGCAUCUUUCUUUCAGAGACUAUAAUAGUGUUGCUCACACUUAGCAGUAAUAUUGUCUCUUGUGUUUCUGAGUUUCACCUCUCCUUCCUUCUCUUCUCUCAGUGAUUUAUCUCUUCUGUGUCAACUGAUCCAUAUCUGCCUGUUCCCUUUUCUGCCCGAUCUCCACAGUCUCUGUUCCUACAUUUUCACUUCUGUCUUCACCUUUGGUCCCCUGUCUCUUUUUUUAACACACAACACUCCUGAUUUCUGUAUCCUUACUCCAUUCUUCUCCUGGUGAAGGCUGAGGGAUCAUCACUGCCUGACAGAGCUCUGCCACCAGGGCCAGACAGUGUGCAUGUAACACUGUCUAUACAAGCAAAGGUGUUAUUUCUUUGUAUUAGAAUGAGCACACAUUGUAUUAAUUUUCACAUACUCAUCCUGUUUUCACCUGGUGAUCACAGCACAUGGGAUCUCUAUCUGGUUUUGAUAAGCAUUCUUGUUAUCUUCAUUCUGCCCACAUCGUAAUCAAAUAUCAAUGUGCAAGUCGUGUAGGCAUAGCUUGUGAACUAUCAAGUGUGUGUGUGUGUCAUGUGACAGAGGUUUACAGCUGAGGCAGGCCACUUUUCAGUACUUUUUCUCCCCCUGGCUAAUGAAACUUAAAAUGGACAAAAAAGUGUAAUACAUAUCUGUUACAGAUAUUUGUGUUACUUGGCACCCAUAGUACACACCAGUUCCACCAUGCAGACAGAGGAAGUAGUUGAUAUACAGUUACCUGGAUGUGCUGAUCCACAAGUACUACCUUGGCUACUGCCAUCAGUCAUGUGACCCUUGUCUUGCAUUUUCUAGUGGUCCAGAUUUGCCAGAGCAGGUUGUGAAAGGUUGAAAGCAUAAUAAUUCAGAAUGUGGUGUGUAUGUAUGUGUCACAUACUAUACACCAUACCUACUAGUCAAUCAUUCAUCUUAGGGCAAAUGUGCACAGCACCCCCUGUGUUGCAGCUGCCAGAGACCAUAGAUAUAUACACGCAGAUAUCACAUUGGCCGCUGCUGUUCAUUAGAGCUAUGCUUCUUUGCUACCACCAUAUUGGUGAAGAGGAGCCAUGCUUCCUCACGCAUAUAAAUAUAUCUCAAAAUUGGCAGGUGGGUUCCACUUCUCAGGCACUUUUAUAUAGUAACCCUCAUUGACUUCAAGGUGACACUGCAAUUAUUAUGUUUACAUUUUUGCAAUUAGCUCAAAAAUGGCUUUGCCUCGAGUCAACAUUCUUUCAUAGUCUCCUGGGUCUGGUUCAAUUUGUCACAAUCUGCUUGGAGCCAAAUUAUUGCCACUUGCAGCUGUAUAUUUUUUCAUGUUUCAUGUAGUUAUAGAGCGGGAAGGAGAAAAGCGAGGGAGGGUCCUGCUCUCUGUUAUUGUUUAAACUUUGUUUUAAUGCAGCUACAUUCACAAUAGAGUUGUUCUCCUUUACAUAUUUUUCUGUUUCUGCUGUCAAACAGGCAUUGAAUUUGAUCGUGGCUCAUAAAUACUGUGUUGAUCAGCAGUAAUUAUGGAGCUGCUGACCUGCUGACCUGCAGAUAAAAUGCUUAUUUUAUGAUCAGGACGUUGUCAGACAAAAUAAACAAAAAUACAGGUUAUGACAGAAACUGUGCUGUAAUUGGCUAUAUUAGCAUUUAAAAUUAGCAAUGACAGAGAAGGUUAUUAUUACAUGAUGUACACACACAUCUGAAUAAGCUGCUCUCUUCUUGUAUUUAUAAAACAGGACAAACAACUCUGUUAUUGCAACAUUUCAGUUUCUUGAUUUAACAUGGAAAAUAUGUCAUGUUAUUUUGACAUUUUCUUGCUAUUAGUAGAUAGGUCUAACAAAUUAUUCAGCUUUUACAAUAAACUUUUCUGUGAAUUUGGUGUUGAUUGCCAAGUUAUAAGUAAGUCCAUUAGAUCAACUCUGUACCGUUUUAUGCAGUGCUGGCUAGUGGACCAUAUAUAUUACCUGACAAGAACAAACAUAUCUUAACCUUCCACCACCUAGCACACCACGCUAAAUGGCUGGAUAUUUAAGACAGUGUGCCUAAAGGAAAUUUCAUGUUAUUUAUGUUAUAAUGUAUGGAGCAAACUAGUCUCCAUUGCUGAGCGCUACAUAUCCAUAACCACCACCCUUCCACCUCAACCCAGAGCAGAGGUCACGCACUGCUUGAGUUGUUCCAUUUCCCACAGGUAUAGUAUUAUCAUUUUUAAUCUGGGCACCAUCAUGAGCCAGUCUUCACGAGCCUCGUGACAGGCUGGUGAUCUGUUCAGGCUGGGCCGCUCGUCUCCCCCAUUGUGAGCCAGUGCCCUCAUGGUCUAACCAAGGGUAAGUGGCUAUAGAUGAUGGAUGGAUGGCUGGAUGGAUGACACUUUUGCUGUGUAUCAUCCACACUAAAUUCAACUCAAUCAAACCAUAUAAACAGUCAUAAUUUUCCAUUUGAAGUAGACCACAGUACUCUGUUUUAAGCCACUACUCUGAGAUCUUGAGAUAUGUUCAUUUUGUGACUAUUUUUUUGUGAUACAUAUAACAAGAUAAAGUGAUAUGUUUAGAAACUGGAUAAUGUGCUAUCUAGUCAUGAAGAGAAAAUGUCUCACAAUAACAUGAAGAAUACAACUUUUAGUUAUAAUGUCAAAAAAUCCUGUAAAACUGACAACAUUUCCUCAUUAUAAAAAGAAACUGAGCUGCCUUUUGCUGCCACGAAGAACAAACACUCCACUCCUAAAAGGUCUCCAGUGGACACUUAAACUUCAUUGGAGCUGUGACUGAGCCACAGCCACAGUGCAGCUGGAUGCUGUGUAUAUUCGGAAAGAACAUUUUCUACAAACAAAUAAUCAUAAUACCUCAUAUCCUGAUCAAGAAUCAGUCAAAGCACGAUCAGCAGAUGAGACAUUAAUGUCACAAUAGCUGCUACAUAUGGUUUGUCUUUGCUAACCACCCUGAAAUGUAAAAACUGAAAAUGGAAUUUUUGUUAAUCUUUGUGGCAUUUGGUUCCUCCCACUUUCCAACCACUAGCUGUCAUAGCGCUCUAUGACAGUUAAUCUUUAUACCUGUCUGUAUGUAUGUCGAUGGACACUGGUUUGAGCUGUUACUAGGGUAUGACCUCUCCUAAUUGUUUUAAAAUAAUGUUUACUCCGAAGGCUGCCAACACAAAGGAUUGGCUCACACAAACUGCAAAAACUCAUUAUAGUUUCAUUUACCUUUCAUGCCAUCUAUCUGUGCAGAUUUGUUUUAUUAUUCCAGGUUUUCUGAGAUUUCUGCCUGCACUUGUAAACAAUGGGUGAAUGUUUCUUUUAUAGAUGAAGAAGGAACACAUCUUUACAGAAACAAUAUGCUGGAUAAUCUACAGAACUGAACUAGUUUCCAUGAAAAUUUCUCAAACAAAUUUCUAAAAGCACGAGUUACUGUUGAGUGUCUAUCAAUGAACAGGAGGGCAAUUUUGAAAAAAAAAAAAUUGUUAAACGACAAAUAAACUUAAAUCCAAUUCGGUUUGUUUAGAAAUCACAACAAAAGUUAUCUCAGGACACUUUCCAUAUAGAGCAGGUCGAGACCAUACUCCGUACUGUACAGAGACCCAACAAUUCACCCAUAAGCAAACACUGAGUGACAGUAGCAAGGAAAGAGAGGCAGAAACCUCCAGUAGAAUAUCAUCAAACUGACCUUAUGCAUAUCUGUACAUACAGUGCUGGAGGCUGUAUGUAUAAUAUACCGUGGUUUUGUUUGUACAAUGGUUUUAAUUUUAAUAGGUACUUCAGUCAUAUUUCUGUAUAGAUUUUAGACGCUGUAAAGAGUUGUUGGUGGAUUGGUGUUUUGUUUUGUUUUUUUCUUUUUUGUUUGUAAAGUGUGUGGGUGUGUGUGCGUGUGUGUGUGUGUGGGGGGGCAUCUGUAGUAUUAUGUAGUAUUUUUGUAUAAAAUGUUUUGGAAGCUUUUGG
This is a messenger RNA of Chelmon rostratus (copperband butterflyfish), 6836 nucleotides long. RefSeq names its product kinase suppressor of Ras 1-like. Gene Ontology annotation, molecular function: ATP binding; protein kinase activity. The record is from RefSeq and is a predicted model, not a curated record. The transcript has 18 exons. Bases 200 to 2545 code for a protein of 781 amino acids. Lineage: Eukaryota; Metazoa; Chordata; Actinopteri; Chaetodontiformes; Chaetodontidae. Gene Ontology annotation, biological process: protein phosphorylation.